This is a messenger RNA of Aspergillus saccharolyticus JOP 1030-1, 1823 nucleotides long. RefSeq names its product isocyanide synthase family protein. The record is from RefSeq and is a predicted model, not a curated record. Bases 123 to 1823 code for a protein of 566 amino acids. The transcript has a single exon. Lineage: Eukaryota; Fungi; Ascomycota; Eurotiomycetes; Eurotiales; Aspergillaceae.
CCUUGCUGGUUGCUCAGACUGGUAGAUAGCCAGUAUUGUAUUUGCUUGUUGUUGUUGUUGUUGCUGCUUCUCUCUCUCUCUCUCUCUCUCUCUCCACUCUACCCCCCUCCAUUACACCCAAAAUGCUCUCCAACACCAUCACCAUUGUCCCCGUGGGCGAACCCACUGCCCAUGUCGACGUCGUCAUGGAACCCCUCAAGGCCUUUGACGCCCCGACCACCACAACCACUACCCCCACUACCAUCACCACUCGCGGCGUGAGCUUCCCCGCGACGACGCUGAACCCCCUUGACACGAUGGCGUGGACCCGGAAGCAGGCUGCUAGUGAAGCAUUGGUGGAACGGAUUUCCGAGAUCAUCGCCUCGUACCGCAUCAGCGGACCCGAGGACCAUUACGAGACGGUAUACCGGCCGCAGCUGCUGUCGACGCUGCGGUAUUUCGUGUCUCGCCAGGAGGCGAUCAACAUGGUGGUGCCCGCCUACCCCUUCAAAAGCCCUAACCGCGAGGAGAAGGUGCUGGGGCCGGACCCGGACGUCGGGGAGCGCAUGUCCCUCGAACACUUCAACUCGAUCGGGGCGCGCAUCAGCCAGAUCUACCCGCCGGGAGGCUACGUGACGAUUGUCAGCGACGGGUGCUGCUACAACGACCUGCUGGGGGUGUCGGAUGAGGAGGUGUUCCGGUACGCGGAGGGAUUGCACCGCAUCGUGGAUCGACUGGGGCUGAAGCACCUCCGGUUCUCGGAUCCGUUUGACCUGAUCGAGGGGAAGCACAACGUCCCCGUCACCGAGGAAGAAUAUGCCAGCCGCAUCGGCGAGCUCAAGGACCGGUUGUUCACCACGUAUAUGCCGGCCGGGUAUGACUUCGACGAGUCGUUGAAGCACGACCCCAACGCGACGCUCACGUAUCGGGGCUAUAUUCGGUUCCUGAUGUCGGAUCUGGCCAUGUUCUUCAAGGAGAAGCAGAUGAGCAAGUCCGCCAUCAAGAAACACUGCGCCAGCGUCGCCCGCCGCAUGAUCGAGCGCGGCAAGGUCUUCUCCGCCCUGGUGGCCUCCGCCUCGCCGCUGCACGUCCGCCUCUCCAUCCACGCCAGCGACAACACCUCCAAGCUCUCCGUCACCCUGCUGCCACAGGAACGAUACUCGGCCUUCCCCGUCACCCCCUGGCACAACACCCCGUACUUGGACACGGAGAGCGUCUCCCUCAGUCUCUCCCGCAAGCCCGCCGGUCCCGCCGUCUCCUACCGCCUCUGCACCGACAACCUCGGCCUCGCCUUCCUCUGCGCCGACGCCCCCCUGUACCAAGUCAUCGACACCAGCCGCGAGAAGACCCCGCAACUCCUCCAGCUCACCCCCCUCUACCCCUUCGGCCUCCAGAUCAAGGUCCCCCACGACACCCCGCUCAGCGACUUCCGCCUCGACAACGUCGCCGCGCUCGCUCGCGUCCACUCCCCCAUCAUCUUCGAAGGGCUGGACCCGAUGCAAUAUACCGCGGCGAUUGCCGACGACUUCCACCGCGUCGCCGGCAGCAAGCUGUCGCUGAGCAUCUUGCACGAGGGGAUUGCAUCCACCACCGCCACCACCACCCAGCAACGCCGCGCGCGCUCGUAUCUACCGGACGCUGCCGCGGUCACGUCGUAUUUCGUGGCGGUGCCGGCCCGCAAUGCCGACGACCCGCUGGCCUUCCUCGAGGCGGCGACCGCGCUGGAUGAUGUGCGGUCGCGCGUGCUGCAUCGCUGGCAGGCGGGACAUGCGGUGGUCGCGGAUCAUCGGGUGGCGUUGCCGGUGCAUUUGAGUCCGUCGAGUUUGAGGGUUCUCCGGGGUUGA